Messenger RNA from Brassica oleracea var. oleracea, 917 nucleotides. RefSeq names its product stress enhanced protein 2, chloroplastic. The record is from RefSeq and is a predicted model, not a curated record. The transcript is spliced from 2 exons. Lineage: Eukaryota; Viridiplantae; Streptophyta; Magnoliopsida; Brassicales; Brassicaceae. Bases 52 to 723 code for a protein of 223 amino acids. Gene Ontology annotation, biological process: cellular response to high light intensity.
GAUAUCUAGACACCUCACAAUAAACGACACGACGUGUACUCUUUAGUCACCAUGCAGAUUCCUUUUUUUUUUGUUUCCCAUCACUUCUCACUUUACCUCCUCAAAAGAUUCCUCGGAUCAACAAUGGCUAUGGCUACGCGCGCGAUCCGCUGCCAGGUACCGUCUCUGGUUACCAGAUGCGAAUCAUCGGAACCGAUUAAGCAGAUCCAGAUCCAGCAGCGGCCGAGAGGAGGCGAUUUAGCCGAGAACGGGAAGAUCGUGCUUCAGCCGAGGCUCUGCACGCUUAGAUCUUACGGAUCUGAGAUGAUCGUCGCUAAAAAAGACGGCGGCAGAGGCGGAGACGAAGGAUCUGAGGUCGAGUUAGCAUCGCCGUUUUUCGAGACGCUCACUGAUUACAUCGAGAGCUCGAAAAAGAGUCAGGACUUCGAAACCAUCUCCGGCCGUCUCGCCAUGAUCGUUUUCGCGGCGACUGUGGCGGAGGAGGUUGUUACGGGGAACUCGCUGUUCAAGAAACUUGACGUGGAAGGGUUGAGUGAAGCUAUUGGAGCGGGACUUGGAGCUAUGGGAUGCGCAGCGGUGUUCGCGUGGCUAACGAUCUCGAGGAAGAGAGUUGGGCGGAUCUUUACAGUGAGUUGCAACUCGUUUAUUGACUCGUUGGUUGAUCAGAUCGUUGAUGGGUUGUUCUACGACACCAAGCCUAGUGAUUGGUCCGACGAAAUCUAAAUCUGUUUAUAGAUGUACCAAUACAAAUGUAUAAUUAGUGUAUAAACGUCGUCUAUAAUAGUAUACUACGUACUAUAGCUGUUGUUGAUCUUCAAUUAUAAUUUCUUCAUGGUGGUUGAUGAAGAUGAUAUUGAAAGGUCUGUAAGUUGUUCGACCUAUAUAUAUCAAUAUAUAAGAAAUAAUCUGCGACUGGA